This is a messenger RNA of Toxorhynchites rutilus septentrionalis, 426 nucleotides long. RefSeq names its product reactive oxygen species modulator 1-like. Gene Ontology annotation, biological process: protein import into mitochondrial matrix; protein insertion into mitochondrial inner membrane. Bases 126 to 371 code for a protein of 81 amino acids. The transcript has a single exon. The record is from RefSeq and is a predicted model, not a curated record. Gene Ontology annotation, cellular component: TIM23 mitochondrial import inner membrane translocase complex. Lineage: Eukaryota; Metazoa; Arthropoda; Insecta; Diptera; Culicidae.
UUACGUGAUUGCAUCGCGCAAAUUGUGCGGUGAAGUCAAAUUAGCAUUCACUUUUAACUUCACGAUUAAACGUCGUUGUUUGCGAUUUUCACCGGGAAGCAGACCAAUACAAACGAAAGAGCACAAUGCCGGCAGUACCAGGAAGUGUCUACGGUCAGAGUCAGCAGCCCUCCUGUUUUGAUCGAAUGAAAACUGGUUUCACUAUCGGAUUUUGUGUGGGAAUGGCCAGUGGUGCUCUGUUUGGAGGAUUUUCAGCAUUGAGGUAUGGACUUCGUGGACGUGAGCUUAUCAACAAUGUCGGAAAAGUUAUGAUUCAGGGUGGAGGAACGUUUGGUACUUUCAUGGCAAUUGGAACAGGCAUUAGGUGUUAAAAUGAUUAGAAGCUCGAUAAAUCAAUGUGUGAAGAAAAAGGCAAUAAAAAAUAUC